AUGGGUCCUCAAGCUUGCUCUGAACUUCAAACGAAGAUUCCUAUUGCGUAUGACCUGACAUCCCAUCAUGCGCUCGGCGGCGGCUCCUAUGUAUUCAAAAAUGAUUACCCUGCGUUUCUUAAGACCUUGGUUCCCAAUCCUAACCGUCGAACCGAAAUCAACAUUGUGAUCCAGCCAAAUAACUCUCCUCAUAUUGGUACCCUUUGCAGUCUUUCGUUGGCUUUCGUGGUCGCACACCGCUUGAAAGACCUAGGCAUGGAUGUGCUCGUAACAUGUGAUUUAUGGGAUAGGGCAAAAGGAUCACAGGAAAAAAUCAACGGUAUCGUGUAUCAAAAGUGUCUUCAAGAUACUGGGACUCUACAAAAGUACCUUCAGGACUACCAGGAAAUUCUUAGAUCUCUGUCUCGAAGAUAUGGAAUAUUAUACAAGCUUCGCCUUGAGGAGGAGUUUCUUAAAAGCCCUGAAAUACCCGAAGUUAUUCAAGCUAUCAUAAAGGAUCGGUCAUCUCUUGCGAAGGUGCUUGCUCCAUUGACUGGAAAGCUUGCCAUCCGCUCCGCUUGCCCUACUUGCGGGCUUGUUGACAAAUACGGAGCGGAAAACGUGUACGCGGACGAUGGAUUGAGUAUCUCCUUCAAUUGUCCACACCAUGGCCGCUUUUCAUGUAGUGCUGAAACCGAGUGCCACCGGCUCCAGUUCAACUGUCAGUUGUUCAACCUUGUUAUGGGACGCGUUUACGAAUGCGCUCCUUUCAACUAUAUUGAGAUAUGCGGCAGUGAUUAUGCUGGUUUCUGGCAGGAGCAACUCCUGUGGCGCUUUUUGUCGAAGCCAAUCAUAACUGUGUAUACGCCACUGAUUCAUGACUGGUCGGGUUCCAAAGUAUCCAAGUCGCUUUAUCUCCAAAAUGCUGCAUAUGACUACUUGCGUGCAGCUAGCCAAGACUAUCUCCUGAGCUAUAGGGUACUGCGGCAGCAAAAUAAGGAUCUUUCAAUACUUUGGGAAGAGGUUGAACGCUGGGUAGAUGAGCCAUAUCGAUUAUUUCGCGGCUAUAGCCUUCAUUAUAUCCAUUUGCUGUUUGAAAAACAUGAAAUAUCGCUUGGAGUUAUACACAAGACGGCACAAGCCCCGGAGAUCGAAUGA
Ophidiomyces ophidiicola is the source of this 1137-nucleotide messenger RNA. RefSeq lists its product as uncharacterized. Lineage: Eukaryota; Fungi; Ascomycota; Eurotiomycetes; Onygenales; Onygenaceae. The coding region runs from base 1 to 1137 and encodes 378 amino acids. The transcript has a single exon. The record is from RefSeq and is a predicted model, not a curated record.